This is a messenger RNA of Drosophila serrata, 1076 nucleotides long. RefSeq names its product WD repeat domain 82 (gene Wdr82). Gene Ontology annotation, cellular component: Set1C/COMPASS complex. The record is from RefSeq and is a predicted model, not a curated record. Gene Ontology annotation, molecular function: chromatin binding; protein binding. NCBI's taxonomy places the organism in Eukaryota, Metazoa, Arthropoda, Insecta, Diptera, Drosophilidae.
AACGUUACCUCGCGUCGAAUAAAAAAAUUAUAAACAAAAUAGAAGCCCGGAUAACUGCACAAUGAAAAUAAAACUCAUAGAUUCUGUUGUGCGCAGCUUCAAAGUGGCCAAGAUCUUUCGGGAGAACACUGAUAAGAUCAACGCCAUAGACUUUGCGCCCAAUGGAGAGCACCUCAUCUCGUGCAGCGAGGACGACCAGAUCGUGAUAUACGACUGCGAAAAGGGGACACAGUCGCGGACGGUGAACUCGAAGAAGUACGGCGUAGACCUCAUUCACUUUACGCAUGCAAACAACACGGCCAUCCACAGUUCGACAAAGGUGGACGAUACUAUCCGGUAUCUGAGCCUGCAUGACAACAAAUAUCUGCGCUACUUCCCCGGCCACACCAAGAAGGUUAUAUCGCUGUGCAUCUCGCCGGUAGAGGACACUUUCUUAUCCGGCUCACUGGACAAGACAUUGCGCCUGUGGGACCUUCGAUCACCGAACUGCCAGGGACUAAUGCAUCUGUCCGGCCGGCCAAUCGCAGCCUACGAUCCAGAGGGCCUGAUCUUCGCCGCCGGUGUCAACUCGGAGAGUAUCAAGCUGUACGACUUGCGAUCGUUCGACAAGGGUCCCUUUGUCACCUUUAAGCUGAACCAGGAAAAGGAGUGCGACUGGACGGGGCUAAAGUUCUCCAGGGACGGUAAAACCAUACUGAUCAGCACGAACGGGUCGGUCAUUCGGCUGGUGGACGCAUUUCACGGUACACCGCUGCAAACGUUUACCGGCUAUCCAAACAACAAGGGAAUAGCCAUCGAGGCCAGCUUCAGCCCGGACUCACAGUUCAUCUUCUCCGGCAGCACGGACGGACGAGUGCACAUUUGGAACGCCGACACGGGCAACAAGGUAUCUGUGCUCAACGGCGACCAUCCGGGGCCGGUGCAAUGUGUCCAGUUCAAUCCCAAGUAUAUGAUGCUUGCCUCGGCCUGCACAAACAUGGCUUUUUGGCUGCCGACAUCCGAGGAGGGCUUGUAAUGAGUCGUCGUUCCAUUUAUCUUUGUGUAGAUCGUAAGAAUAAAGUUUUAUUUAUAACUAA